GACAGUGCUACUCGCCGUCCUACAGCACUUAUGCGUCGCCGACUACAGCGCACUUGGGUUCUUAUUAGAGUCAUGCUCUGCCCGCUCCUCUCCUUCGCUGCCCUUCGGUCUGUUCUGACGUUUCCUAACAAAAUGUUUUAGUAAAUAUCGCUCCUUCGAUUCUUUCAACUUUCCUUUAUCCUUCUUUCAACUCUUAAUUACUUACCUAAUAUUUGUGUCCGCUUUCUACCAUCACUUCUCGCUCAUCGCUAGUGACAGACAGCCCCCAACCACCACCAGCCAUCACCACUUACACGACAGAGACAUCACAGGUCACUCGUUCUCUCAACCCAAGCGCCAUCCACCGACUGGAAUUUUUUCUUAGACUUCUUCAGCGGGUCCCCCGCCUAGAGCUGUUCACCCUUUACACCUGCUACACUGGCGUACUGUAGCGCCUCCCUUAGGCCCAGCCUCAGCCCACUUCUGCAUACCGAUCAAAGGCCAAACACUCAACAACCCGAGACACUCUCUGGUGCCGCUCAUUGCCCUUGGCCAAAAUUCCUCGACACUCCAAAUCCUUUUCCUCCUGGACCGAAUUGUCACUUUUCCCUCCUUAAUCUAUUUUCGCACACCAAAAUCUCUCCAUUUCGACACCAUCACAUCGUGUAUCAUACCGAGACGCCUUCAACUUCUUGAUAUCAGCUGGGACCAGAGGCACCAAACCUUGACCCACCCAUCGACACAAGCACUUAUACAAACACCGGCAGGCCGGUAGAUACGCAUCUGACCCGGACGCCGGUCCUGCGCGACAAUACAGACACGACUCUGUCAUGAUUAGCUGGACGCAGCACUAAUUCUAAGCGUCUCGCCUAAGCCAUAUCGACUUAUAGGAAAAUGCAUCGAUAUGUCGCUCCAUCCUUGGGCGCCUAUACUAUCCUCUUCACCUUCAUCACCUUCAUAUAUCUCAUCGUUCUCUCCAGCCAUGCUCGCCAAGCAACACACGUUCAGACCGGAGCAAUGGCCGCGGCCACAAUGCACACAACAACCUUUGCACUCUUGCUCUGGUCUGCAUCGUUAAGCCUUUCGUCAAAGAUGCACGAGUUGUUCGCAGCUUACGGCAUUGUUAUUUAUCUGUUUGGCAUGGCGUCUAGCAUCGCCGCUGCUGGUCUCUCCAUCACCACAGUGGUUUGGCUAAACGUCGCAGAGGCCGAGAACGAGGUGAUAUACCUUGAACGACAAAAAUAUGUGCGCGGACUCGCUGCUUUCUCCAGCCUAGCCUGGGUUGGACAGCUUGCUUUUCUUACAUUACAAUAUCUGGCCAACCGCGCCGUUCAAAAUGGCUCUAGUAGUCUAUUUAACAGAAAGAGGGCAGUAUGGUCGCCUAACCAUUACAUUAAAUCUGUUCCAUAUAGCAGAACGGUACCCAGGAAGAGUGAGUCCAUCGAAGGCUCUUUCUGCGGCUCGCCUACAUCUCCCACCGGAUCGACCUCUGGAUUUAUUAGCUCAAAGUCCAAGUCUUUCAAAUCAUCAGUUGGCCAGGCUUUCCAGCCUAUUUCCAACAGAGUUAAAGAGCUAUUCACCAGAAGCAAAGAAUCUCGCCCUCUAUCCCUGUACUCCCACCUUUACAAGAACAGCAUGAACACCACUCUCCCCGUCAGCCAGAGGACGCCAGUUAGCGCUUAUACGAGACGACCCGCCCGACAGUUUGGCCACGAAGCCAUGAUGCCCAAGGCCAAGACUUUUCAAACAAUUUACCCUAGCCGACCCGAUGCCGAGACGCCAUCUCCCAGCGCCAUGUCUCCUUCCCCGACAUUCCCUCGCAGAACGAAGAGCUUCAGUCCAUCACCAGCCCCUCGACGAAGCUUCCUCGGCGUCCCUCAAGUUGCCGGUGACGUCCAUAUUCACCCUCUCUUCCGCAUGGACUCUCCUUCUAUGGCCCCCAUUGUCAAUCCGGUAGAGGGAACGCUUGCUGGCCGCUCCAUGGCCAACCGCCGAAGCCUCUUCGCUUUCCACAACAGAAGCGGAAGCGUACCGGCCUCUCCAGUAUCUCGUGUCGAGUAUGAUCUGGUACCGGCACCAUUGGAACUCCCAGCUUCCCCAGUGGCUCGCCUGACACCUCUUGUCACGCGUCUUUCUGUCGAAGUCAACAUCCCUCCUCCCAUCCCCGAGCGGCGCCAGAGACUGAGACAGCAUCAGCGUCGAUCAUCAGUCCCUCCCCCAGUCCCUCCCAAGGACUACUAGGUGGAUACUAUUCUGAUGCCUUACUUUGCGCCUACGCUGGACGUACAAUGCUCUUCCUCUCAUACCCUUCUGUGAAGGGCUCUUCACCAUUACACACCCACCAAUCCUUAAGUAUUGGUCACAGCGAAGGCGUUCAUUACCUUUUUCUAUUUCAAACACACCAACAUGAGUAUAUGUUUUCUGUUUGGAGCUUACAUGUAUUUACGACGGGAUUAUGUUUAAUACUAGUUACACGACCGACUUGGACAGGCAGGCGGGAUAGCACAUAUCUGCCAAGGUGUUUUAGCACUCUUCUGUUCUGUAUGUAUGGCAUUGCAAAAUGGAGUUUAACAUAUCGAUUAAGAGUUGUCAAAUCUUUGUUGAACCUAAUUCUACCGAGUGAUCUUGUGAUUGGCCACAGUCGCGG
This is a messenger RNA of [Torrubiella] hemipterigena, 2626 nucleotides long. The record is from the annotation of a GenBank genome assembly. NCBI's taxonomy places the organism in Eukaryota, Fungi, Ascomycota, Sordariomycetes, Hypocreales, Clavicipitaceae.